AUGCCUCGGGGGCAAAAGAGUAAGCUCCGUGCCCGUGAGAAACGCCGUCAGGCCCAGAGUGAGGCUCAGCGUCUCCAAGAUGCUCAGGCCUCUGCAGCAGAGGAAGAAGAGUCCCCCUCUUCCCCCACCCCUCCUCUUGGUGAUAAUCUCCAGAGCUCCCAUGCUUCUGGGUCAGGUAGAAAAUCCCAAGGGUCUAGGAGAGCCCCAUCCACUACCACUGCUUCUGCAGGUGUUUCAUGCACAAGAUCUGAUGAAGGUGCCAAGAGCCAAGAUGAAGAAAAACCAAGCACCUCCCAGGCAUCACUCAGCACUGAUUUUUCCCACAGAACCCCUCUAGAUGAGAAGGCAAUUUUGUUGGUGCAAUUCCUGCUGCGCAAGUAUAACAAGAGAGAGCCCAUUACAAAGGAAGAUAUGCUGAAGCAUGUCAUCAAAAGGUACAAGAAGCACUUCCAUGAGAUCCUUAGGAAAGCCUCUGAGCUGAUGGUGCUGGCCUUUGGUAUUGAUGUGAAGGAAGUUGCCCCCACCAGGCACUGCUAUGCCCUUGUCAGCAAAUUUCAGCGCACCAGUGAUGACAGGCUGAGGGGUGAGGAGAUCAUGCCCAAGACCGACCUCCUUAUGACCAUCUUCUGUGUGAUCUUCAUGAAGGGCAACUGCGCCACUGAGGAAGAUAUCUGGGAAGUUCUCAAUGUGAUGGGGAUAUAUGCUGGAAGGAAGCACUCCAUGUACGGGGAGCCCAAAAAGCUCAUCACCAAAGAUUUGGUGCAGGAAGGGUACCUGGAGUACCGCCAGGUGGCCAACAGCGAUCCUCCGCGCUAUGAGUUCCUGUGGGGCCCCAGAGCCCGUGCCGAAACCAGCAAGAUGAAAGUCCUUGAAUUUUUGGCCAAGAUUCACAAUACGGUCCCCAGCGCCUUUCCAGCCUGGUAUGAAGAGGCUUUGAGAGAUGAGGAAGAGAGAAUCCGAGCCAGAUUUGCAGCUAUACUUCGCACUGGUGCCCUGGCCAGUCUGCAUUCUGGGGCCAAUCUCCGGGGCAGCUUCUCCCAGCUGUAG
Hippopotamus amphibius kiboko is the source of this 1047-nucleotide messenger RNA. Its product is annotated as melanoma-associated antigen B10-like. NCBI's taxonomy places the organism in Eukaryota, Metazoa, Chordata, Mammalia, Artiodactyla, Hippopotamidae. The transcript has a single exon. Gene Ontology annotation, cellular component: nucleus. Bases 1 to 1047 code for a protein of 348 amino acids. Gene Ontology annotation, biological process: negative regulation of transcription by RNA polymerase II. The record is from RefSeq and is a predicted model, not a curated record.